This is a messenger RNA of Misgurnus anguillicaudatus (oriental weatherfish), 920 nucleotides long. RefSeq names its product calcium channel, voltage-dependent, gamma subunit 1b (gene cacng1b). NCBI's taxonomy places the organism in Eukaryota, Metazoa, Chordata, Actinopteri, Cypriniformes, Cobitidae. Gene Ontology annotation, molecular function: voltage-gated calcium channel activity; calcium channel regulator activity. Gene Ontology annotation, cellular component: membrane; L-type voltage-gated calcium channel complex. Gene Ontology annotation, biological process: calcium ion transmembrane transport; regulation of calcium ion transmembrane transport via high voltage-gated calcium channel. The record is from RefSeq and is a predicted model, not a curated record.
CUCUUUUCCAAGCAGAAGCAGAGGUUUGUGGACAGCGAGCUGGAGAGAGGAGAUAGUGUGUUUCUCCAUGACAUUUAAAUUUCCCUUAGUGUCCGAGAAGUAAACCAAGCAAAAACUGUAAGUUCGAGGGCGUCAACUCGCUUAACUUCAACGGCCACCAUGCUGGAGGACAAGAAGACCAAGGUGAAGAUCACCUUCUUGGUUAUUCUGGUGGGCAUCUCGUCCAUGUUGGCGGCCGUGGUGACGGACCACUGGGCGGUGCUGAGUCCCAGGGUGGAGCGUCUGAACACCACCUGUGAAGCGGCCCACUUUGGGCUCUGGAGGCUUUGUAAAAAGAGCAUCUUUAUUGUGGAGGAAGACCCUGAGGGCAAGGGCUGUGGUCCUAUCAGCCUGCCAGGAGUCAAGAACUGCUCCUACUUCAAACACUUCACAUCAGGGGAGGAGGCCGAAGUUUUUGAAGUAAAGACUCAGAAAGAAUACAACAUCUCUGCUGCUGCGAUAGCCAUCUUCAGUCUGGCCUUCAUGACACUGGGCAGUCUCUGUCUCCUGGGGGCUUUUGGGAAGAGUAGAGAUUACCUGCUGAGACCAGCUGGCAUGUUCUUUGCUUUUGCAGGCCUGUGUAUCGUCAUCUCCGUAGAGGUCAUGAGGCAGUCGGUCAAACGCAUGAUUGACAGCGACGAGACUAUAUGGAUCGAGUACUACUACUCGUGGUCGUUCGCCUGCGCGUGCGCAGCCUUCACGCUCCUCUUCAUCAGCGGUAUCAGCCUGCUCAUCAUCUCCAUGCCGCACAUGCCCAGAAACCCCUGGGAAACCUGCAUGGAUGCGGAGCCAGAGCCCAUAGACUAAUAUAAGGUUAAAGGAAUAUUCCAUUUUCUUAAAAGAAAAAUCCAGAUAAUUACUCACCACCAUGUCAUCCAAAA